Messenger RNA from Cryptomeria japonica (Japanese cedar), 2028 nucleotides. Its product is annotated as cysteine-rich receptor-like protein kinase 2. Gene Ontology annotation, biological process: protein phosphorylation. Gene Ontology annotation, molecular function: ATP binding; protein kinase activity. Lineage: Eukaryota; Viridiplantae; Streptophyta; Pinopsida; Cupressales; Cupressaceae. The record is from RefSeq and is a predicted model, not a curated record. The transcript has 6 exons. The coding region runs from base 602 to 1354 and encodes 250 amino acids.
GUGAAAAUCCAGAGUCAUGGCUGGAAGAGGCCCAAGUGGAGAAUACUGUAAGGUUUAUUAUUUUUUUUCCCAUGUUAAUAAUGGCUCCCAUUAGAGCAGAUCCAGAGAACAAACUUUUAGCCUACGCAUGCGGCAGCAGCCCCCCGAACAACGCGACCCUCUUGGAGAAAAUUUUGGACGCCGCACUGGCAUCUGUGGUGAAAGAAGUUGCUCCAUCUGGAUUAGCUACAACAGACGAGGAGACAUCUACAGAGACAACAACAGAUUCGAUAUACGUUCUGGCGCAGUGCAGAAAGGAUAAGUCUUCUGCCGAUUGCGUAAACUGCAUUAAAGUUGCACAGAAUCAAAUUCGCAACUGUUCUAGUGUGUCCGCCAAAGCAUUCUACGACAGCUGUUAUCUGCGUUACAAGAAUGUCAAUUUUUUAUGAAGUAUACACUGAUUCUACACAGAAACAGGUGUGCGGCACAGUUGACACCGCCUGUUCCAGUUUAUUUUCGUCAACAGGUCGAAGUUUGAUAACCUAUCUUUGCAGUACGACUCCGCGAAUAGCUGGUUAUUUUGCUGCUCAGACGAGACAAGGGCCGUCUAAUACGACUGUCUAUGGUCUUGCCUUUUGUCUGCGUUCUAUUCAAAGGGAUUCCUGUGAAAGUUGGCUUGAGUAUUGCUCAGGACAAGAUAAAUAAAUGUUUUCCUAGCUCGGAGGGACGGGCUCUAGACGCUGGCUGCUACUUGCGAUACGAUUGCAAACCCUUUUUUCCAAGCAAUGCGACAAUCGAUUUGGCUUAUUUCUUACCCACAGGGAAGAAGAAGGUGACUUCUGCAGUGUGGAUUAUAAUUGGUAUUGUGGGAGGGAUAGUCGUACUUGGCCUUUUAAUUUGUCGCCAUGUCUUCCGGAAGAAGAAACAAGUGGAUAUUGAGGGAGCAACGAAACUGCGUGGACCAGAAGAUUUCGACUUCAAGAUACUGAAAAAGGCAACUAAUCAUUUUCAUCAAGCAAAUAAGCUUGGACAAGGAAGGUUUGGUGAAGUGUUUAAGGGUACGUUGAAAAAUGGCAAAGUUGUGGCAGUAAAGAAGCUUACAUUAGGUCGCUCUGCCCACCUAAUUUCUGAAUUCGAAACCGAAGUGAAACUCAUUUCUAAUGUUCAUCACAAAAAUCUUGUGCGUUUACUUGGAUGUUGCAAACAAGGCCAAGAAAGGCUCCUAAUCUAUGAGUACAUGCCGAACAGCAGCCUCGACAGAAUAUUAUUUUGUUUUCUAUUCCUUAACUUUCCUCCUUUGCUUCUUUCAUCUGUUACAACAAAAAUUAUUGGUUUUGAAACUCUAGUGAGUUGCCCUACAUGCAGGAAAAAAUAAAAGACUUUUGACCUGGAAGGAAAGGUUCAACAUUAUCCUGGGCACUGCUCGUGGUCUCGCCUAUCUCCAUGAGGAAUUCCAUGUCUGUAUCAUCCAUCGUGAUAUUAAAUCAAGCAACAGAUUGCUUGACGAAAACUUUCAGGCAAAAAUUGCAGAUUUUGGGCUGGCAAGACUACUACCAAAUGAUAAAACUCAUGUUAGCACAAGAUAUACAGGAACCCUAGGACACACGGCUCCCGAAUACGCUGGCCAAGGAAAAUUUACAGAGAAAGCUGACAUCUACAGCUUUGGUAUGGUGGUUCUUGAAAUUGUCAGUGGCAGAAAAAGCAUUGACUUGAAGCAACCACCUCAUAUGCAGUAUUUGAUUCAAUGGGUUUGGAGCGUAUUCGAAGAUAACAGGGUUUUAGAGGUGGUGGAAAGUGAGAAGAAGAUGGAAGGGUAUAGUGAAGAAGAGACCUUGAAGGUGAUAAAUCUCGCGCUUUUAUGUAUACAAGUUUCUGCCAGACAUAGGCCAUCAAUGUCUGAGGUCGUGACACUCUUAAGGAAAGAUGAGAUUGAUUUUCAGAAACAUCUCCAACCAACAUCAAAUGCAACGAUUACAGAAUCCUUUAGUGCUCGUUAACCGAGUCUACCAUAAUAGGAUGGAUUGUUAAUUUCUAACCAUUUGUAUUGUU